Messenger RNA from Aethina tumida (small hive beetle), 994 nucleotides. RefSeq names its product trypsin-2. Gene Ontology annotation, biological process: proteolysis. Gene Ontology annotation, molecular function: serine-type endopeptidase activity. The coding region runs from base 63 to 821 and encodes 252 amino acids. The record is from RefSeq and is a predicted model, not a curated record. Lineage: Eukaryota; Metazoa; Arthropoda; Insecta; Coleoptera; Nitidulidae. The transcript has 6 exons.
AUAAGAAUUUACAAUACACUGUACAUGUAGGACAGACAAAUUUGAGCAAGUUUAGUGAAAACAUGUCUGUCACAUUUCUGUUGCUUGCUUGUCUCAACCUACUUUCUAUAUCUGAUUCUUACAGAUCUGUAAAUCGCAUAGUUGGUGGACAACUUGCUAAUAUUACAGAUCAUCCCUACCAAGUAUCUUUACAAAUUUUUAAUCAACAUUCAUGUGGGGGAUCAAUCAUUCACUAUAAGUACAUUUUGACUGCUGCUCAUUGUGUUUAUGAUUAUAAAUCAAGAAACUCGGCUAUUUCAGUAGUGGCUGGCACUAAUUAUUGGUACACGAAUGGUACUAGGUUUGCUGUAACACAAAUAUAUGUUCAUCCAAAAUAUGAUCCAGACACUUUAGAUUAUGAUAUAGCUAUCUUAGAGUUAAGUACGAAAAUUAAGUUAGAUAGAUCAAUGUUACCAAUAGCUCUUCCACGUAAAAAUGAAAAACUAAAACCUGGAGCUGCAGCUACUGCGACAGGCUGGGGUGCAUUAAAGGAAGGCUUGGGAUCAACUCGAUCUUUGAGACGAGUAACUUUACCAGUUCUACAUAAAAAAAAAUGUAAAGAUAUUUAUAAACACGAAUAUACAGAUCGUAUGUUUUGCGCAGGAUUUAUUACUGGUGGCAAAGAUGCUUGUCAGGGAGACUCUGGAGGACCAUUAGAAUCAAAUGGAAAAUUAAUCGGAAUUGUAUCAUGGGGAAAUGGGUGUGCUAAACCUGAUUUUCCGGGUGUAUAUACAAAUGUGGCCUAUUUAAGAGAUUGGAUUGAUUCUGUUGUUCAUUUUUAACAACUUUUAUGACAUAAACGUGUCAUCAGUAUCAACAAUGUUAAUUGUUCAACAGUAUCAACCUAUAAUUUAUACAAAAAAUAAAUAACAGUAAUCAAUUUAUGUAAUUUUACAUAAUGUUAGAAUAUAAUUGUUAAAUUCUGUAAGUAUAAAAUAAAGAAAAAUUAAAUUUA